Messenger RNA from Rhinichthys klamathensis goyatoka, 1459 nucleotides. RefSeq names its product zona pellucida-like domain-containing protein 1. The transcript is spliced from 10 exons. NCBI's taxonomy places the organism in Eukaryota, Metazoa, Chordata, Actinopteri, Cypriniformes, Leuciscidae. The record is from RefSeq and is a predicted model, not a curated record. Gene Ontology annotation, cellular component: cell surface. The coding region runs from base 1 to 1275 and encodes 424 amino acids.
AUGGAAGACGAAAACCAUCCACUGUUGUUGUUUGAUGUCCGCAUGAGGGACCUCUGCCAGAGCAUCAUGUGGCCCGCCCUCCUAGUGUGUCAGCUUGUCCUGAUUCUCCAGUCGGAGGCUCAGAGUCCCUGCCUCACCCACCCAACAUUCAGAGACCCAGACAACUCUGAUAUCACAGUUGUGUGUGGCACAAACAGGAUGGAUUUGCAAAUUUUGCUGUGCCCUAUGUACUUCUAUGGAUAUAAUGAAUCCAUGGUGGCUCUUAAUGGUAACUUUGCCAAGCCCGAGUGCAAAGGAACCGCUGACUGGACCGUCAACCCACCUGUACUGAAAUUCCAGUUCUACAUCGGUGAACCAUACAUAUCUGCUUGCUCCAAUAAGCUGACGAUCACUCAGGAGGUGGGAUCUGGGCUGUUCUCUGACUUCUCUAGUGUGCAGGCUGUGAACAUCUCUGGGGUUGUCAACACUCAGGACCCUAAUGCUGGAACCAUCACCUACCGGCAGGAGAUGAAAUACCUCUUUUCCUGUAGAUACCCACUGCAGUACUUGAUCAACAACACGGAGAUGAGUGUAUCUGGAGUGAGUCUGGCAAUUAAGGACAAUAAUGGUAGUUUCAUCAGCACUCUGAGCAUGGCUCUUUUCGAGGAUUACACAUAUACAACUCGUCUCUUCAUUCCUCCAACGGGUCUCAUGCUGAAGACCAGGGUUUUUGCGGAAGUUCGAGCCACUAAUCUCACAGAGAGGUUCAAUGUUCUUUUGGAUCGAUGCUAUACAACCACUAGUCCUUACCCAGGCAACAGCACAUCAUUUGACCUGUUCGUCGGAUGUACCCAUGAUCUUCAAACCAUUAUGGGUGUGAAUGGAGAACAGCAGGUGGCGCGCUUCUCGUUCGAGACCUUUCGCUUUAUAGAGCACAGAAACAGGACAGUUUCGACCUUUUAUCUGCACUGUACCACCAGGCUCUGCGAGAGCUCUUUCUGUAGAUCCCUACGGCAGAAUUGCACAACGAGGAAGAGGAGAGAAGUCCAGUCAGCUCAGGGAACCUCAGUGAGUGACGUCGCUACGGUGAGCUCUGGACCAAUCAUCACCAAAGUGGAUGUUAGUUGUUCUGAUGUUUGUGCAGCGUCUCAGGAUGAGAAGUCAGCGGAGGCAGUGGUGGGCAUCUCUGUGGCAGCGGGGGUAUUCGGAGCGCUGUGCAUCAUCAUGCUGGCUGUGCUUGUCUACAAGAUCCGCAGGGACAAGUUCAAAGUAGACAAAUCAACCCUUUUUCACUGACAUCUCUCAAACAGAGAUCCCAUUUCUGUACUCUGUCAGGGUUCGCUUGCCACAGUUAAAGCUGUUCGCAUAGACACUCUAGAAAUGGCUUCUGCACUGACCUGUAGUUCAAGAGGAUAGGAAUGGGAUGAUGAGUAGAUGUCGCAAUAAGAAAAUCUCACCAAACCAAUAUUAUAAAUAGAUC